GAGACGAUUCGCCGUCUGUCUUGCAGAUGGAGGAGCCGGACAGUGGAUGCUACUGCUAGCUGUUACUCGCUUUGUUUUUAAAUGAACGUGUCCAAGUAAUUUGAUUCAGGAGGAUUUCUGUUAAUCUCUUAUUUUAUUCUGUUGCGUUUUCUCCUCUGUCUUCGAGCCUAUUUAAUGUGUUUGUUUUGUACAGUAUUUAUUUUGCAGUUAGUAGCUCGGCUAGCAUCUUUGUUGGAAGUUUAGGCCUACUGUGCUCACCGCUGGUCGAUUUUAACAAUAGCCGCCGACACACUCCCCUCCUUGGCUUGUUUUGAUCCAUUCAAAGGAUUGUCUCUAACAAAGCAGGUGAAGAACAUGAGAGAUAAACAAGUCUGGGCACCUAUCAGAAACUAGGACAUUUGUUAUGCAGACGGACUUUUAAUUUAGCUGGAACUGGAGACAUUUUAAGAGCUGCAUCACAGAAAACCAGACCACAAAGGAAGAUGUCCAACGGCGCAGCAGGGAGCGGGGCUCUGGCUUGGAUGGUAAGUUACUGUGGGAUACAACUAACUUGCUUGUCGUUUGAAACCUGGAUAAUGCACUGAAAACACAUCACAGUAACAAACCACGGUUAGCCGGUUUGUUGCAUGCUUUGGUUAGCAUUUAAACCCCCCAGCGUGCUUCUAGUGUUGGACUCCCAUCCUGUAUACAACAGAGCGGGCAGCUGCCGUUUCCAUUUAAACACCCUCCGGGUAAAAUCAGCCAUUAGAGGGGUGUUCACAGGGAUUUAAAUAAACUGAUAAAUCCAGGAGCUUGACAGCAUGUUUGUGUCCGCAUGAGGACAGCAAUGUAAAGAGUUAAUCGUUUACAUCAUCCUUCCUAAGGCGAACAACUUGGUGUAAGUCAAAGUUGUAUGAAUUCAGCCUUCAGCAGACUCUCACGGCGUUAGUGUUUAUCCCCGCACAAUAACAUUGGUUGUAGCUAGUCUUUUUCUUUAAACUAGUUCGAAGUUAACCUUUGCACAGCUCUCAUAAAAUGUAGAUAAUCUGGGUUAAACGUGCCGAGACUCAAAUACUACAACAUAGUAGACCCGUGUAUGUGUGCCACGGGAGUUGUGUUAUGGUCUGUCAUUGAGCAGUUAGCACUAACUUAUCAGCACCUUAAAUAUCAUGGUGGUUCAGUCUGGUUUAGAUUGCUUGGUUAAUUCAGACAAAAACCACUCCCCCUUCAUACUGCAGACAUGCAUUAAACAUGUGGUGCAGGUCCACUGAACUCCUACUGAACCUGCAAAUACUUUCAUGAUGCUUUUAUCACACAUUGACAUGCAUAUUUCAUCAUUUUGUGGCCACAGUAGCUUUAACCCUCGUCGGGACUCUGAAAUGGAGCAUCUCUAUUGGAAAGAGCUCCAUCAGGUACUCAGUUUCUCUUUGCUACAUCUUUAAAGGGACUGUGACUGGUUAAGAAAAUGACUCAAACUGUCCUGUUAUGACCUUCUCAACAAACAAGUUCAUCAGUACCAAUACUGAUCAUUUCUCAGUUGUGAUUUUUAAUGCUGGAGAUCACUUUACAGGAGUAGGUUUCAGACCAGAUGAGUUUCAGAAACAGUCCUUUUAAAAUGUUUUUAAUGACUGUAAAUAAUAUAUUUCAUUGUGUGAAGACAUUAAGAUGAGGUGUAUGUCUGAAAAUACAGCUUUAUACUGCUAAGAUAUGUUCAGGACAAAAGAUAAGAGGUGUGCCAGAGCCGACACAAACAACAAGUUCUUUACAGCAUCUUUAAUCUGAUUACAAGGAGAUCAUACCAUUAGCAAAAUGAUUAAACUAUGAUGAUGUUAAAUCUAGAAUUUGAUUGAGCUGAGAUUUAUUUUUAAGGCUAUUUUGGCUGUUAUUAAAAGAGGACAGUGGAUAGAGCAGAAACAAGGGAGAGAGAGUAAUCAAUCAAUCAAUCAAUCAAUCAAUCAAUCAAUCAAAGUUUACUUGUAUAGAACUGUUCAUACAAUUGAAAUUGCAACUCAAAACGCUUUACUUCAGGACAAGUUAUUAAAAUAGACUAAAACAGACAAUAAAAUAUGAACUUGAAUUUAUUAAUAAAAGAAGGUAAAAAGUGAUACUAAUGAAUAAAUAAAUUACAAUAGUAAUUAAAAUAAUGAAGCUUUACAUAAAAGCCAGGCUAAAUAGAUGAGUUUUUAGGUAACGUUUAAAGAUUUCUAUAUUUACAGCUUGUCUCAGACCCUCUGCAAGUUUGUUCCACAGUUUUGGAGCGUAGCAGCUAAAAGAAGCAUCACCAAUUUUUUUUGUUCUUCUCUGUGGAACGACUAAUAGAGAAGGUUGAGAGGAUCUGAAAGGCCGCCCUGGUUCAUAAAUUAAAAUCAUCUUUGAAAGGUACUCUGGUGCCAGGCCAUGUAGAGCUUUAUAAACUAGUAACAGAAUUUUAAAAUUAAUGCGAAAACUAACAGGCAGCCAGUGCAAAGACUUCAAAACCGGUGUAAUAUGAGCUCUUCCCCUGGUCCUAGUCAAAACUCUAGCAGCAGAGUUUUGGAUCAGUUGUAGCUGGUUUAUUGUGCUUUUUGGUAGACCAGAGAGAAGGGCAUUACAAUAGUGAAGCCUGCUGGUUAUAAAAGCGUGCAUUAGUCUCUCUGUCUGGCACAAAGAGAGAAACAGUUGUACUUUAGUAAUGUUUUUAAGAUGGUAAAAGGCUGUUUUAGUGACCCCCCCUAGCAUGAGUUUUAAAAUUAAAAUCAGCAUCAAAGACCACCCCGAGAUUUCGUGCUUCUUGGCUGGGGUUAAGUCCUAUUUUGUGGAGUUUGGGGGUCAGUUUCUCUCUCUGAGCCUUUGAACCAAUUCUUAAAACCUCAGAUUUGUCCUGGUUGAGCUGCAAAAAAUUCUGUGACAUCCAGGCUGUUACAUCUAAAAGGCAAUUUAAAAGUGACUCCAACUGGCUGUUGUCAGAGUGACAUACAGGAAAGGGACCUCAAGGUAGAAUCGAACCUUAGCCACUUGUAUAUGGGCAUGCUCUGACUUGCAAACAAUACAAACAAAAAUAAAUAUCUAAUGUCAAACACAGAUGUGUGUGUUUUUUUUUUUUUUUUUUAUAUUCCUGAAAAUCCCCUUUUUUUAAACCAACAGAUACAGCCAGUCAUUACUCUCCAUAACGUUUUGUUUGUUGAACACAACAUGCCCAAGGAAUUCAUGCCCUGGUAGUUUAUUUCUGUUAGCUAUCGGUCUUUUAAAUCACAAAGCUACAGAGAGGGUGAGGGGGUUCACCCUGUGGUGGUGAGCGCAGAUAAUCUGCUGUCAGCAGCUCCGUUCAGCAGGGUCAUUUCCCUGAAGGUCCUGGGGUUUUGAAAGAGUCAUGUACGAAAUAAUAACAAAAAGCAUUUCUGCCAAACAGGAGGCAGCGAAUGGCAGAGGUGAUACCGGCAAGAUGGAGGGGGCAAAGAAAGACAAGGCCAGCUCCAAACUGUCGGUGGAGCGAGUUUACCAGAAGAAGACGCAGCUAGAGCACAUCCUUCUUCGUCCAGACACGUACAUCGGCAGCGUGGAGCCCAUCACCCAGGUGAGUCCAAAGAAAACUGCCUCAAAGUUGCUGCAUUAUAAAGAAGUAGACAGCUGCGCAGAUUUGACAGUGUGGCAUCGUUGGGCUGUGUCAGCAAUAAAAUGUUUUAGUUUUGCUGUCAAACAUUUCUACACAGUUUAAAGCUGCUCUCCAACCAUGAUAUUGAGCCUUUAAUCUUGUUUCUCACCACCUGGACCUUUUAACUGUGUCCUCAUGUAGAAAUAAUGUCUCUGCUUGGCAUGGGAACAGCUUAAAUAAUCUCUUACCUCCUUCAGAUGUAGGCAGUAUUACCAUAGAUUUUAUCUGCUUAACAAUAUCCAGUUUAAGUGACACGUUUUUUUUCACUGCGCUUGAUGCUACUGAGGGCUGAUGUUUGUUUUCGUUUGAGGGGGGCGUGGUCAAUCGGGGAAGAAGUCUAAUGGCUGAUAAGAAACUAGAUUCAAGCAGACGUUUCAGAGGAUCAGCCGUUUCUUUUGCAUGGCUCUUUCUGAUAUCGGCUGCAGUCUGCUCCUCGAAUAUGUCUUGUGGCUUCACAAACACACAGACAGACUUUUUUUCUGGCAGCCAUUAUCAUAGAACUUUUGGAGUCAAACCAAACAAGAGUUCAAGAGAUUCUGCUAUCCAAAGAUUUGUUAUUUCAUGUCAGAUUUUGGAGUCCCAAAGUUUAUAAAAAAUGCCACAGUGUUGGCCUGAGGCUGCCCUCUUCUGUCCUGGCCGAGGUUGAGAUAGCACUGCAGUAAGCAGCAUGCUGUAGUAAACAAAGUGUUGUGUAAUGUGAAACUUCCGUUCUCACUUAGUUUCACAUUCCAAAUAUAACGCGGGUCUCUCAGCAGCUGAAACUGUCCAACCGCUUAUAAACAAAUACAACAAAGAGCUGAUUCAAAACAAACACCCACUCAAGCAAAAGGCCACAAGUUUGCUGAAAGGACUUCUGUCUCAGACAAGAAGAUCUUCUCUGAUGCAUUAUUGAGUGAAGAAUAUUAUUUCUUUCUUCUGGAUAACUGAAGAAGCAUGUUGAAAAUGGAAACAAUAUCAUCUCUGUUCCUACUAAUUUAAUUCUUCAUCUAAUUUACAUCCAGAUUGUAUUCAGUAGCUGUUUGAAACCAGGGAGAGCGGGUAUGAAUUCAGAGAAACAAAGAGAGGGGCAAAUAUGAAAUGCCUUUCAGUUAGAGAGGUCAACUUUUACUACAACUAUGAGGUGAGAAUUAAAGAGUUGAAGUUCAAUUUAAUCAUUUAAGUAUGACAGAAAAGUUAUAAAGACGAGGUUUAAACAUGGGUAUUAUAAAAGUAAAUGAAAACCUGUUUGAACUGGUCUCACUGUUUUGUUAGACAGGACUGAUUUUUUUUAUUCUUGUAUUUUUUAUGUGUGUAAAAUAUGAAGUUUUCUUUGUUGAAUAUAGAUUAUAAACCAACGUUGAAAACACCUUACAUGACUGACACAUUACGUGACAGAAAACAGAAUAAACCCUGGAUAAUUUAAUUUAUCAGAGUAAUGAAUCUCUUUUAGGAUAAGUAAUUAUUGUAAAACCUGCACUGAUACUGACAUCAGUCCAGAAACCUACCUUCAAGAUGGAUUAUUGAUCAAACUGAGACAGGACUUCUUUCUACAGACUUCAUGUUUGAAUAACUCUGUUGUUUAAGAUUUUUUCAAUAGUCUCUCUGUGUCAUCAAGUCUGAACUUAAAUGCUUUUAUGUUUUGUCCUCCAGCAAAUGUGGGUUUUUGAUGAAGACAUCGGGAUGAACCAGAGGGAAAUCACCUACGUCCCCGGACUUUACAAAAUCUUUGAUGAAAUUCUCGGUGAGUGCUGAUCCUGUCCUAAAGGUUCAUUUGUCAUUAGGAUCGGUUUUCUCUGAAGCUGUGAUGUUUUUUGCUUCUAUGUAAACGUCAUUCACUGAAUCACAGCCUGCUCUUGGCGCUGCUCAGCAGCUCUGAUGAAGACUCUGUGUGGAGGUGUGUUUCCUUCUGUGAGCUCAUCUCGGUGUUCUGGUUGCAGCCUGAGUAGACUUUUAUUAGAGAGGAAAUCAGAACAAUAGCAGUGUUUCAGCUCAGUGUCAGAUUACAAGUGAAUUAAACGCAACUCACAUCCUGUUAGUGGAGUUUAGACUUUUAGCUGCAUCAUUGCACACGAAACAAUGAGGAGCAACGACACUGAAGGCUGUGAACUAUGCAGACCUAAAAUCAGUCUUCUCUUUUCGGGGUUUAUUUGACGCUGUUGCCCAUUGUUUCCAAGUUUUAUUAUAUAUUUAGUUAGAAGCACGCCCGGUCAGCUGUUCUCCACCAUAUAAAGGUCAAUAAAGCAGUUUAACAGGCUCUCAUAGUUUCAAUGAGUCCGAGUGUUGCUCCGCUGAUACCUCUGCUCAUAAAGCGUACCGUGUAAUCAGGUUUUAAACGAUGCCGUUCACCACAUGAGAGCGUUGUUGAUGAUUGCUUUCAUCUCAGCUUGUGUGUUUUAUGAAGUUGUUUGAUUAAUGACACCUUUGUCAGGGUGGGUAUCACUGCUGUGUCUGUGUAAUUAGGCGCACGCCAGGAACAGAUAUUAAGGACAGAUUUACUUCCAAGCUGCUGGUAUGUUGUCGCUCCAGUCAAGCAAGUGGGAAAUUAAUUUAAUGAGAGGCCCUAUUUUCAAGGGUGAAUAUUAGAUAAUAAACUAUGAGAUUAAAAAAAACUGUAAGAUAUAAAAAUUCGAUCAAAUAAAGCACACUAAGAAAAUAAUAGUCAUUUGAGACAAAAGUCUAACAUUGGCCAAAACAUAACAGAAAAAAGACAAAUUUCCUGAAGUCCCAAGCAACCGCAGAGCCUCAUAGUUCAAGGUAUCACAGCAGAAGCUUUUAUUGGCAGAAUUGUAAAAAAAAAAAAAAACAAACAACAAUGAAGAAACUGUUGGCUUUGUUUUUAGGUUGAACUGAGGCCCAAAGUAACCACUCAUCCAAAGUGAGAGAUAAAGCAUGGAAAUGAAAGAAACCAAAGUAGAGCCACUUUCCUCCCUAACUAACGAAAACAGGAGGAAACAAUAUUAAUUAGUGAUUCACCUGUGCAUGAUCAAACACAAAAAGGCGACCCUGGUCGGUUAGGAGAGUAAAUUAAACUAACAGGAAAAAUACACGAUGUGCCAUAACACAGAGUGCAGUGUGCCACACUUGGCAAUCCGACAUCAUUCACCUGCUUGUGUUGAUCUUGUGUUCAGUUGUUUGACUGUUUUCUGACCUUCAGACUUCUGGGUUAGCGGGUGUUAAAAGUGCCGCUUCAACACCCUUAAUUUACACAAAACUAACUCGGGAGGUUAAACAGCAUCCCCUGAUUAGGCUUGGGUAUCAGGGACCAGCUCUAAUUUAGACCAGUUCCAAGUUUCUGAAUUCAUGGAUUUGAUAAACUUCAGUGUAGGUUUUUUUGAUUCUAAACAGCAACAUCAAUCUCUAAUGAACACUUCAAUUCAUAAAGAAAAAUCCAUGUCCUGGUUAAUACCUGAUAGGGAUGCACCAAUCAGAUAUUUGGAUCAGAUACUGGCUCUGAUAUUGACAAGUUAUCUGGAUCGGAUAACAGAUAAAUGAUGCACCUCCAGCGUUCCGAUGCAGUCUUUUUGCUUUUCUUUGAAUAAUUUUUCUUUUGAUACAUGAAUAUCGUACUUCUUUUCGUAGUAGUUUUAAACGUUCUUUAAUGAAGUCAUUUCUUGAAAAAAAAAAAGUUUGGCAGAGAAGCAUCGGUGUAAAACACUCACAGAAAAGUCGGGUUCUCUCAAAGGUUGCAGAGAUGCAGUUACUGCAAUGACUUGAAACUGAUGAUAGGAAAUAUGCUGUAACAGUCUGGCUUUAGUGUUUUCUUGCAUAUUUUAGACAAACUAUCAACCAAGCCCGUUUUCAAGUCUUUAAAAAAUCAUCUUUGGACCCUCCAGCUCCUUCUUUAAUAGACUCAUACUGAAUAAAAGGUUUAACUACAGUACAUCCUUAAGAUGUUUUUAUGGCAGUAUUGUGUCAGGUGUCGGAUACUUCUGCUUAUUAACUGUUUUUUUUUUCUGCUCUUUUCAUUGACAGUAAAUGCAGCAGACAACAAACAGAGAGACAAGAACAUGUCAGCCAUCAAGAUCACUAUUGAUCCGUAAGUACAGAGGAGAGUGUAUACCAGCACUGACAGAAAGAUGUGUUUGUUGCUGCAUGAUCAGCUUUUGACAAAGAGCUCGUCACAUCCUUAAAUACUAACCAGCUGCUCCUGCAGAAAGGGAACUGUUAGUAAUGAAUGUCAGUGAUUUGUAGCAGAGAAGUCUCAGUCCCUGUCUGUGUCCAGGUAGCUGCUUUCUAUGUGCAGUGUAUAUAACCAGGGUUUUGUGAAUCCCUGCAGUGAGUGGAAGGACAUAUGAGACAUGAAUCCAAGCAGAACCAGAGUAUAAUGAGCCUGUGCUGAAAUGCAUGGAGCUCCUCUUUUAUAUGCAGUACCUCCAGCCUGCCAGCUGCAUCCACAUCAGACUACUUAAACAGCAGCGUGUCCUUCAGCCGAGCUGCUGCUGUCUCUGCAGUAACGACUGCUGCUGUAUAAAUGACACCAUUAUCUCUGCUGCACGCAGGUCUCUGAUGCUAAUGUGGUGUUAGAGAGACGUUAAUGCUCCUCUCUAAAGCUCCCUCAGCCUGUUUGUGGGUGAGCUUAUUAAACACUGUCGUUGUGAUUUUGAGUCGCCACAAACCAGCUGCAUCAUAACAUAACAGUGCAAAGGUACUGAGUGAUGGCUUCUGUGGCAGACGCAGACAAGAGCCUUCUCUUAGAUAGUCUGUCUUCUAUAAUGUGAAAACACUGAUUCUGUUAGGAAAGAAAACCUGCCUUGAAUUUUCUCUGUAAUAUCUCUAUUGAUUGACAGUAAUGGACGAUUUCCAGACCUAAUGAAACCUUGUAGAUCUCUUGGUGGGCACAUGGUUUUCUUAGUGCCCCAAAUGAACAUAAGGCUCGUUUCUCUGCUCUCUACAGUGUUAUUUUAAUUUAGAUUUUGAAGUAUUUUAGUCAAACUCAUCCUUGUUUUUUCUCUGCUUCCACCAGUGAGUCUAACACCAUUACUAUAUGGAACAAUGGCAAAGGAAUACCUGUGGUGGAGCACAAGGAUGAGAAGAUGUACGUCCCAGCUCUCAUUUUUGGUCACCUGCUCACCUCCAGCAACUAUGAUGAUGAUGAGAAAAAGGUCACAGGUGAGAAAAGACGGUGAAGCAAAAACAAUUGAAGUAUUUUUAAAAGAGGAUUUUCCUUUUGUUUUCCCUUUAAAUGCCCCGACCCUGCCAACAAACUUGCAGAUAUGUUGACCGUGAUGUAAACUCUGAUCAAACAAAGUCUCAUGGCAAGUAUGUUCUGGUGUGAAAUUUCUAAAUGAACUCUGCAGUCUCAAUAGGUGGUUUUCUAAGAUGGAUCAAGAAGCGGAGUUUUGUUUUAAUUUCUCUUUGUUUGGUUCAAGGUGGGAGGAACGGGUACGGUGCUAAACUCUGUAACAUCUUCAGUACCAAGUUCACCGUGGAAACCGCCUGCAAGGAAUACAGACACAGUUUCAAACAGGUGAGGAUGAGUGAAAAAGCAUCAUUUAUAGUUUUUGUGUAAGAUGCAUCAAAGGUAAUCGGCUCCCAGUUACAAGUCAGCAUCCCUGAUGGUACGGGGAUCAUCAGAGUCCAUGUAUGUCAUGGGUAGUUUCCACAUCUGUGAGGGCUCCAGACAUUGUUAAUCUUAUCUAAUUACAAGAUUUCAAUUUCAAGUCUUCACCACAUGUUCUUAAAAAUAUUGCUGUUCUGUAGGUUUUCACAUGUGGUCAUGCGAGAGGUAAGAUUUUCAUCGUUAUGGUCGCACAUCCAGGUGUUUAUCGGCACGGUUGUCAAGGGAACGGGUGUUUAAUGUCACUUGUGUUUCACUGAAGGUGGUCAGGAUUUAGAAACCCAUGUGUAUAAAACUGUUUGAGAAAUGUGACCGAUGAAAUCAGCUUAAUUCAAAGUGAAUUUGAAAUAAUCUACUUUUCCAUCCUCAGACGUGGCAGAACAACAUGAGCAAGACUGCUGAACCGAAGAUCAAGUUCUUCGACGGGGACGAUUUCACCUGCGUGACCUUCCAGCCAGACCUGUCCAAGUUUAAGAUGGAGAAACUGGACAAAGAUAUUGUAGCGCUUCUUACCCGCAGAGCAUACGAUGUAGCCGGCUCCUGUAAGGGGGUCAAAGUCUCUUUGAAUGGAAAAAAACUACCUGUGAGUCCCUAUCUUCCUUAUACUCUACUUAAUGAUUUUCAGGAGUGGUGUUACGCACGUGAAUAAUCAUCUCUGUCUGUGUCCUCUUUGUCCCUUUAGGUUAACAGCUUCCGCAGCUACGUUGAUCUGUAUGUGAAGGACAAACUAGAUGAGACCGGCGUGGCGCUGAAGGUUGUAAAUGAGACUGUGAACGAGCGGUGGGAAGUUUGCCUCACCCUGAGCGAGAAAGGAUUCCAGCAAAUCAGCUUUGUAAACAGCAUCGCCACAACCAAGGUACCUAAAUAUCAACAGUGCUUUGCUCCAUUUGCUUAUUAAAGGGGAGGGAACAAAAAAAUGACCCCCGAUGAAGAUUGGCUCAGAUCUGGAAGCUAAACAGAGAUCAGGACAUUUUUGACUGUUUGUUUGAUACCCACCUGGUGGAAGGAGCUUCAUACAUUAAAAACGACUAUAUGGUAAUAGUAAAUGUCUCUUUUGCUUAACAAGCUCAUAAAAAAAUCAUCAGUUUCAAUUCCAGUGUGUUUUAAAAUCAAAUAGAAACUCCUCACAGGAGCUUUAAAUAGCACUGUGUCAAGUGUUUUGACAGUAUUUAAUCAGGGGAAAGAAUAUCCUCCCAGCCAUACUGUCCUAAAGCUCCUGACACAGGGUGAUUGUAUGUGUGUUUCAGGGUGGCAGACACAUUGACUACGUGGUGGACCAGAUUGUGUCCAAACUUAUUGAAGUAGUGAAGAAGAAGAACAAAGCUGGAGUGUCCGUCAAACCUUUCCAGGUACAGAUGUUUGACUCAACAUUUCUAAAAACAGAAAAAUGUUGUUUCAUGAAUAAGAAAUCGUAACUGAUAAAUCUUGCCCCUGCCUCAGGUGAAGAACCACAUCUGGGUGUUUGUGAACGCUCUGAUCGAGAACCCCUCCUUUGACUCUCAGACCAAGGAGAACAUGACUCUGCAGACAAAGAGCUUCGGGUCCAAGUGCCUUCUGUCAGACAAGUUUGUCAGAGCUGUAAGGGCGCUCAGCAUCCACUUUCAUCUCCUCACUCUGUUUGGUGGUUCGCUAUUUUUGUAAAAAAAAUAAAAAAUAAAAACAGCACAUCAGCCAUGAAAGCAUUUUAUGUCUUUGUCACCCGCAGGCAACCAACUGCGGGAUCGUCGAGAGUAUCCUCAACUGGGUGAAGUUCAAAGCUCAGACACAGCUGAAUAAGAAGUGCUCGUCUGUGAAGCACAGCAAGAUCAAAGGCAUCCCCAAGCUAGACGACGCCAAUGAUGCUGGUGUGUUAAACUGUGAUUAUUUAUUAAUGUCCAACACCGGGCCUCUUCAGCUAAACCCUCAGAUGUUGAUGUAGAAAAGAGAGAGAAGCUUAAAGAGCAGAUAAUUGGUUGGUGUGUGUUAAUAAAAGACUACAUUGCCUCACAAGAGCAUCACUUGCACAUUACUGCUGUCUCCUAAAUUGUGAUACAUGCCCUUUCAGCUAAAUUAACACAGUUUGGGGAGGAAUUUAAAGAACGGAUACUCCAUCAAUUCUGUACAAGUAAUUAAAGCCUUUAUUUGCCUUGUGCUGGAAGUUAAAGCAGGCUUUUGUAUCUGAGCUUGAACAUUUUGAGUGAAUCUUAGACCCUCUGGAUGCAGCUAAGCCAGUUUGUUUUCAUGUUAAGGGUGAGAUUCUGUCAUUUCCUGGUCUGAAUGAUGUCAUUAUUUCCCUUACAUGGACUACAUCUGUGCAGCUUGCCCGUGUAUAUUAAGGGCCAUGCUGGUAUAAUAAAGCACUUGACUUGUUACUCGUUAAAAAAAAGCCAUCUGCAUUUAGUAAAACACACCUGCCCUUGCAUUCUCCCUCUAUAGGAAUCACCUCCACACAGGUUACAGCACAGGUCUGCAGGUUAGCAAAGAGAGAGGCAUGUUAAGGUGCGGUUCAGGACACACGCUGAGCUUUCAAAGAGUUUCAUUUGAUCACUUCAGACAGUCUGCAGCUCUUUGUGAAGCUACCAGACUAUUGACUAAAAUAUGUUUUUCUGUCCUACACUGCCUGGAUUGGUUAGACAAAUAUUUGGGAUCUAAAGCUGCUAUGGUUACACAAAACCGUUUAUCUCUGUAGGGUCACAUUUUUGUGUCUGUAGCUUAAAAAGAAAGAGCCAUUACCAGGAAGAAGGGUGAUGAAAUUCUGUCUGCCAAAAUAAAAUGUUCACUUGCUGUUAUUUUGAUUCAGAACCAUCCACAAACUGAUCAAUUCUUUAUAUCUAUCUGUCCUAGGUGGUAAACACUCCUCUGAAUGCACACUGAUCCUCACCGAGGGAGACUCAGCCAAGUCUCUCGCCGUCUCUGGACUGGGAGUCAUCGGGCGUGAUCGCUAUGGGGUAUUUCCACUGAGAGGAAAGAUCCUUAACGUUCGGGAGGCAACGCACAAACAGGUCUGAAACUGAUUAUGUAGUCUCUACUACCAUCCUCCUUAUUCAGUGUUGCACAGAAUACAUAUAAAACAAACAAUAAGUUCUGCUGUUUUAAUGUAACUGCCGUACAAUACACCACAAAGCACAUGAGUGGAAGCACACAUAUAAUUAAUCCUACAACGUCAAACACAAGCAGCAUUCAGCCAUACCGUCAUAUUGAUAUCAGGGGCGUUACGACCACCUUCUGGACCAGAUGUAUAAUAAACGAAUGAAUCAUCAAAUACUCUCGCCAAGUUUUACUGCGUAUCUCCGCUCCAUGAUAAGCGUCAAAGUCUGAUCGUGUUGAUCAGAAGAACUACAAACAAAUCCCAUUUGUAGUGCAGAGAUAAUAUUUUGCCGUCACACUGCUGUGCGGUGACUAGAUGUGGCACUUUUUAGUUAAAGCUCCAGUGAAGAGUUUUUUAUAAUUACUUUAUGUUGUACAUGAGUAAACAAAACCAUUUGCCACGAUAUCUUACAGUCAUUUUUCAUGUCUUUCUGUCCUGCUGAACAAAGCUGAAAAUUUGCAGAUGGUUAUUUCAUGUCAGCUUCCAUUUUGCAUGAUUGGUUGAUUCACAGUGAUUAAAAAGUGUUUGUAUGGUGGGACUUGAGUGAACUCUGCAUAAAUGUGUCGUUUCCUUAAUUCGACAGAUCAUGGAAAAUGCAGAGAUCAACAAUAUCAUCAAAAUCGUCGGCCUUCAGUAUAAGAAGAGCUACGAUGAUGCUGAGUCCCUGAGGAGCCUGCGCUACGGCAAGAUCAUGAUCAUGACAGAUCAGGUGACCCUCUUCAUAGACUCGAACACAGCUGCAAGUUCACUAAUAAGGAAUAAAAACAGCUUUUUUAAAACACUUCCUCACUCCUCACAGGAUCAAGACGGCUCCCACAUUAAAGGUCUGCUCAUCAACUUCUUCCACCACAACUGGCCGUCCCUCCUGAAACACACAUUCCUGGAGGAGUUUAUUACCCCCAUUGUCAAAGUAAGAGGGGGAGACACACACACGCACGCUCACAAACACUGUGAUGAAAUAAAUCUGAUCGUGAGAGGCACUGGGCUGCAAAGCUUAUGGAAAUGUAUUUUCUGCAGGCGACCAAGAAUAAGCAGGAGGUGGCUUUCUACAGCAUUCCAGAGUUUGAGGAGUGGAAGAAACAGACGGAGAAUUUUAAAACCUGGCAUAUAAAGUACUACAAAGGUUUGCUAAUCAAGUAUUUGACUAAAUUUACACUGAAUUCACAAAUAAAGAGAUGCACAAAUCUUUUCAGACGGUAGAGUUUGUAGUUUGUUAGGAUGUGUUUGGUUAAAGCUGUUGAAUCUUCAUUCAGGUUUGGGUACAAGUACAAGCAAAGAGGCGAAGGAAUACUUCGCUGAUAUGGAGAGACAUCGCAUCAUGUUCAGAUACAGCGGGGCCGAAGAUGAUGCCGCCAUUACCCUGGUGAGAAACGUCCUAGAACCUUUUGUUUGCAUGUGCAACGUAACUCUGAAUGUGUUGACUCUGCACUGCGGCUCUUAGUGGGGGAUAUUUGUAGAGGGCCACCAGAGAGUUUAGGCAGUGACUGGAUAUGAGAGGUGUGAACACAUGGAAGAAGUCGCAAAGGUCACUGGUGUGUGAACUCUGCAUCAUCAAAAUAAUCUGUUCAUAACAUUUCAGUUCAGUAUCAGAGAAAUGCCCAAAAAUGGGUUCUGUGUGGGGCUGGGAGAAGGUACAGAUGAGCUGAUUUGUUGUUUACUAGCUCCACAUAGACAUUUCCGUCCAUUCAAGAUCUGUGGCAAUAUUCUGUAACUGGAUUUCUGGAAGUGUAGAGGGCAUUUACAAACUUUUUCUUGAGACUUGACUCAUAGUUAUCCCAAAGUGAACGGUGCUUCUAUAGCCAUACAUACAUGCAGUUAACGUAAGCUGAGCAGAAGUUUUGUGGGUUUUGUGUUUCAGGCCUUCAGUAAGAAGAAGACGGACGACAGGAAGGAGUGGCUGACCAACUUCAUGGAGGACAGACGCCAGAGGAGGCUACACGGCCUGCCAGAGGUUUGCGGCUUUGGUCAAAGUUGUUAGGAGAAAGACGGUUUAGGUGUGUGUGUGUGUGUGUGUGUGUGUGUGUGUGUGCGUGCGUGCGUGUGUUGAGGUUUCCUCCAUUUAUUCUUCAAACCAACUCUUAAGGGUCGUUUGACAGUUUGUUAAACUUCAGAAAGCUUCUUCCUCUGCUAAAACUUGUCGUAAUCCACUCUAGUGACAUUUAUUGCUGAUUAAAGUACGUGUAUUAAAUUUUAUUUUGAUGGGGUCCUUGUAGCAAUACCUGUAUGGGACCCAGGCCCGGCACCUCUCCUACAAUGACUUCAUCAACAAAGAGCUGAUCCUCUUCUCCAACUCUGACAACGAGAGAUCCAUCCCCUCCCUGGUGGAUGGUCAGUUAUAUGUCCUGUUGUAUUUUGUAUCUGUGAUGAUUUGUAAUCAAUCUGUUUUGUAGAUAAGUCUAAUCAGGACCGUCACUCCAUUUCCUGACUCAGGAAAAAUGACCAUGUGUUGAUGAUGCUGUGUGUGUGACUCUCCUGUAGGUUUGAAACCAGGCCAGAGGAAGGUGUUGUUCACCUGCAUGAAGAGGAACGACAAGAGGGAAGUGAAGGUAGCACAGCUGGCCGGCUCAGUGGCAGAGAUGUCUGCCUACCAUCAUGGAGAGGUACAAUUACAAAUCAGUCCCUUCUGAUUAUUGACCACAAAAAGUUUUCUGUACCAACAGGCAGGAUUGAUCAUUAGCAGCUUGCUAGCUUGAGAUUUCUAUGUCGUGUUGUGUUUCACACUCUGUAAAAUAUUACAUUUCUGAGUUCUAACUGGUUUUUACUCAACAAACCACACAACCUGAAGAUGUUCUUUGACUUUUCUGACCAAGUGGUAUCAACAGAUUGCAUCUAUUUCUAUUUAUUGAUCAUAAUUAACCAGAACUGACUGUAAAUGCUUAUUUUCUCCUUAUAGCAAGCCCUCAUGAUGACCAUUGUGAACUUGGCUCAGAACUUUGUUGGCAGCAACAACGUGAACAUCCUGCAGCCGCUGGGUCAGUUUGGUACUCGUAUUAACGGCGGCAAAGACGCUGCCAGUCCUCGUUACAUCUUCACCAUGCUCAGGUAACACAGCAGUGAGAAGAAAGACACUUAUCCAAUCUCUCAUGUCAAGAAAUGUUCUUUUGUGCUGCUCUUCCUGCAGUUCUAUGACUAAUUUUAUGUUACAAAGUCCUAAAAUAUUGCUCUCAUUCCUCUCAGUCCUCUUGCAAAGCUGUUGUUCCCGGCUGUGGAUUCAAACCUCUUGAAGUUCCUCUAUGAUGACAACCAGAAGGUGGAGCCUGAAUGGUACAUUCCCAUAAUUCCCCUGGUGCUGGUAAACGGAGCUGAAGGUAUCGGGACAGGCUGGGCUUGUAAAAUCCCCAACUAUGACCCACGAGAGAUCGUCAACAACAUCAACCGCCUGCUCAACCACCAGGACCCUCUGCCAAUGGUAAAGACAGCCCACUUUUCUCCUGUGCCAGUUAGGUCCACGUCCACAGUGAUGUGUGAAAAGGGCAUAAACCCUCUCUCACAUUUUAAAACAGGAUUUUUGAAACACUUUUUAAUGGAUGUAAAACUGAACCAUCCUUUAAUUUUUACUCCUUUGUAAUCAAACAGCUUCCCAGCUACAAAAACUUCAAAGGUUUGAUCCAUGAACUGGGUCAGAACCAGUACCUGGUCAGUGGAGAAGUGUCAGUCAUUGACAGAAACACCAUCGAGAUCACAGAGCUUCCUAUUCGGACAUGGACACAGGUGAAGUUCAGCCUCUGAUUCCUCAUAACAGUUUAAUUUUUUAGUCUACUAAGUGGAGCUUGUCAGAUGUCUGUUGUACUCCUGUUUUGAGACCAUUUUUCCCUCCAUGUGUGCAGGCCUAUAAGGAGUCAGUGCUGGAGCCCAUGGUGCAGGGCACUGAGAAAACACCAGCCCUCAUCAACGACUAUAAGGAGUACCACACAGACACCACCGUCAAGUUUGUGGUCCGCAUGUCUGAGGAGAAGCUGGCGCAGGCUGAGGCAGCCGGUCUCCACAAAGUCUUCAAGCUGCAGUCCAGCCUGACCUGCAACUCUAUGGUAAACAAAGAUUAGGGUCUAAAGCCAAGUAUAAAUACUGGAGCGGGUUUUCUGGAAGUAUGACUUCUGGUUCUUUCCCUUAUUUAGUUUUUAGAGUGUCAGUCUUCAUUCAGCCUCAGUCAUAUUUUUGCCUUUUUCUGAUUCCUAAAUGAUAAUCAGAGCUAACGAUAACACUCCUCAGGUGCUGUUUGACCACAUGGGUUGUCUGAAGAGGUACGAUUCGGUCCAGGACAUCCUCAAGGAGUUCUUCGAGUUGCGCCUGCAUUACUACAAACUGAGGAAGGACUGGAUGCUGGGCAGCCUGGGCGCAGAGGCCUCCAAACUCUCCAACCAGGCUCGCUUUGUGCUGGAGAAGAUCGAAGGGAAAAUUACAAUCGGUCAGGACAAUGAAAAUUCAAACCUGUAUGUAAUUGUAUGAACAAGCUUCCUUUUGUUAAUCACACUGUUUGUCUUUGUGCUUACAGAGAACAAAUCUAAGCGUGAGCUGAUCCGCAUGCUGGUCCAGAAGGGUUUUGAGUCUGAUCCAGUGGCUGCCUGGGCCAAGGCUCAAGAAAAGGUAUUAUGAUAAUAAUAUGCAACUAGAAAGUUCCAGGGAAAUUUUGAUAUGUGCCUGCCCGAUUGCCGAUUUGCUGCUGCUUGCCACUGAUUUACUUACAUUUAGGCCAUGUUUUGGGUGGAGAUCCACGAGGGCAUUAAUGUGUUAAGGGCUACUUCCUGUUUGGGGAUGGUGGGGACAUCCAAGAUGGGAAUCAUCUCCAUGGUGACAGUGCACCUGCAGCUCACCUGUGACACAGACUUUGCUUCACUGAGCCUCUCCCUGCUUAGAACAGGACUGGCCCAAACAAACUCACUUAGUAGGAGAAACUGUAAGAGAUCCUUCAACCUGCAGUUUUCUCAGGUUAAAGGGUUCGGGUCUCAUCUAAAGGUCAGAGUUCAAAUCACAUUUCUACCUCAAAGUAUGACAUCACAAUUAAGCUCCAAAUAUGGAGACCACCCCAUGUUUUCAGCAGCUCCAUUCACUUUGAAAAGGAAUCUUGAUAUCUCACAAGUGCCCACAAAAGGCUUGUUGCUGACAAACUACAUGUCGUAUCGGUAAAAACUCUGGACCGUGGGCGACUGCUCGAAUACAGCUACAACAUAUCAGAAUGACAAGUUGCUUUGCUUUACAGUUUGGACGGGAGCUCGAGUUGGUAGGAAAAAAUGAGCAACAGUCGGAUGUGGAGCAUUUGUGUUCUUUUUGAAUGGCAGUGGAUGGAGGUGAAACAGGUACCUCCUCCCGAACAAAACCUCAUAGCUUGAAAAGUGAGUGUCUCACGGCUUUAAGGUCCACAUUUUCUGUCCGGCUGGUAGAUUUCCUAUGUUUUGGUGUAUAAUUUGUGUGUGUCAAGUGAAAAUUGUGGCAGUGGCAGCGAUUUAAAAAUUAAAAAUUGGGAUAACCCGUUCAGUUCUCUUCACUCUAACAUGAUGAGUCAUCACUGAAAUCACAGGUCCAGUGUCAACGUUUGGAUGUUUUAAUCACACUUCUACAUCAAAGUAUGGCAACAGGGCAAGGCGUCCAAGUCAUGUGAAAAAUCGAGUUUUUCUCGCCCUCUCCCAUCCGCUUACAUGGGGAAAUUUUCGCAGCUUUUUGGCUUCUAGCAUUAAUUGCUGAAGGUGCGUCUAUAAUAGUAAUAAUAAAAAAUAAACCCACCGUCCAGGAUACUAGUAUUCGCCUUGGCACGCAAUACACACUAAUGGGGAAUCUUGGGCGGCAUUUUUUUGCUUAGUUUUUUUCAUCACCCUCACCCCAUUUCAGGGGCAGGGGGUGUGUUGCUCUGCAUUUUGGGACCGUUACUGAGCCUGCCCGGAUGAUAACAAUAUGUGCAUACCUUGCUCGCAAGGCUCGACUUGGCAGGCACAUAAUUAAAUGAAUGCCUUUGACUAUAGAUAUGAUGCUGUGACUAUUAAAGAGCACAAGAGGGAGCUGUUUUUGCACUUGACACAACCUGAGUGGGUUUGUGGUGUAAGAUUAAAUGUUUUAUUUUUAUCUCUGACAGGCUCAGGAGGAAGACGGAGAGGAUGGGAAUGACAGCGACAGCUCAAUAGACUCUGGCUCCUCGUCAGGGCCAAACUUUAACUACAUCCUCAACAUGCCUCUGUGGUGCCUGACGAAAGAGAAGGUGGAUGAGCUGCUCAAACAGAGAGAUGUUAAGGUAACAAUGAUAAAUUUUAUGUAUAUUGCGCUUUACAUGUGAGAAAACAGAUCUCGAAAUGCAUACAGUGAAAGGUAAUAGUAAAAACAACAAAUAAUUUUUACUAGAGGUAUGACAGAUAAAUGUUUUAUUAAUUUUAUCUCAUAGUUCAUGUCAGGAGCAAAUGACCUUGAUCAAGGAAGGGAUUUGGAGUUAAACAACCAAAACAUGACACUUGACCAACAUAAAGUGUUUUAUUUGUGGAUUGAAGAUUGAAACAUGUUUGUUGAGAGGUGCUUUUUGAAAGCAUGCUCUCAAGAGGGAAGAGGGGCCUCAGGUGGAAAUCUUAAACAACCCAGCCUGCUAGCUUCUUCUGCAUACCUGCUGAUUUGUCUGUAAAUCAGAGAAGAAACACUGAAAAUUUCCCCCCAAAUUAGGUCGAUUGAAAGACACUUAUUAAAGUUAUAACAACAGAAAGGUGUUGAUCACAUGGAGCUCAGAGCUGCCUGUUAACCAGAUGAUAUGCACCCACCUGGGGGAGGUUAACAAAGUCUAAUAUGUUGAGUUGACUGAGAUCCAGGACCACAUUUCAGGGUUAUUGUGUGCUAUUGUUUUCAGUUAUCAGCUGUUGUCUAAUAAAGUGAAUGUGUGUGUUGAUGUACAGAGAGGAGAGCUGCAUGAACUCCAGAGAAAAAAUUCAGAAGAUCUUUGGAAGGAGGACCUUGCGGUGUUCAUCGAGGAGCUGGAUGUAAGUUUAUAAUGUUGUUUGCUCCAUUAUUAAAAAAAAACCGAUAAACUAUUCUUCAGAAGUUGAACAGCUAAGUGGAUCUGCAGCUGAUUUGUGAUAUUGUUGAGGAUGUAUCAUAGCUUUUGUUUGUUUUGUGCUGGUCAGUUUUGUGAUUUUCUCUCUUUCGAACAUAAAAACUCAACUUCUGCAUUUCUUUGCUGGUAGAAACUGGAGGCCCAGGAGAGAGAGGAGCAGAGUUUAGGAAAGGCAAUCAAACUAGUGAAGGGGAAAGUGGGCAAACCUAAAGUGAAGAAGAUGAACCUGGAAGAGACCAUGCCCUCACCCUUUGGACGCAGGGUGGAGCCUCCGACUCAGCCAAUCAAAGCUGAUGCAGCCAAGAAACUGACCAAAAAGAAGAAGGUAAAAUGGCCCUUAUCACACUGGAUCAAGUAGAUUGAUACCAGAAGAUUCUGGGUUUUUAAAAGUGGAUGUUUUGUCUCAGGGAGACGCAGACCUGGCGGCAAAGUUGGACUUUGAUGAGGAUGGCUUGGGCGGUGAAGGAACAGUACCAGGAGCGAGUGAAAACUCUGUCCCCAAAGCAAAAACUCCACGGGUCAAGAAGGAGAAGAAAGAACCUGGUCAGUACUCGAUUAAGACUGUUAAAAUGAUUUCGUAUAGUACUUUAAGAGUCGCAACAAAAUCCCAAUACUGUUUCUGUUUAGCUGGAAAGACAUAUUUUUGAAUCUUCAGGAAAAAAAGUUCAGAAAAAGUUUCAGUCGAUCAAAGAUGUUCUCCUGUUUCAAACUUUGAAAGGCUUCAGUCGAGAGAUUUGACUUUUUUCUAUGGAUUAUUAUUAUUAUUAUUAUUAUUAUUAUUAUUAUUAUUGUUGUUGUUGUUGUUGUUGUUUAUUAUUAUUGUUGAUGUUUUUGUUAUUAUUGUUAUUAUUAUAUACCUCUUAUAUAUAUUAUUAUACCUCUUUUGCAAGAGAGGCCUGUCCAAGAAUGGCAGCACGUAAAGUUUCAACACAUAAUCACAUGAAAGAUAAUUAAUAAAAAUACAAACAACCCAGAUAACCUUUGAUAGAGUGAGGACACAGUGAUGAGUUAGAGCUCCAAGGUUUUUGAUGAACCUCAGAGCACCAUGAUACACACUGUCCAGCAUGUGGAGGCAUUUAGCAGAAGCAUUCAUAUGAAACACAUCAAGAUGAAUGAUAAAUGAUUCAUCAGCACAGACAGACAUUUGUCAACAAUAAGUGUCCAGAGAUGACACAGUGUUCCCUCUGUGGGGGAAACUGUGUUGGGCUGGUUUAAAAGCUUUUAUAUCCGCAGGCCUCUUUGAUGCUUUGCAGUGCAGCAAGGAAACUGUAAUCCAUUAUUGAACAACCCCGAGCUCCUCAGAGUUUAGUGAGAAAACCGACAGUCGACAAACAGUCUGGUAAUCUUGUUUACUGUGUUGCAGGAGCUCCCAGAGUCAGAAAAACUCCAGGACCUAAAGGUCCGUCUGGAAAGAAGGUGAAGAAGAGAAAUCCCUGGUCUGAAGAUGAAUCCAAGUCAGACAGUGACCUGGAGGACAAUGAGCCAAUCAUUCCCAGAGAGAAGCAGUCCCAGAGGGCGUCAGGUAAAAACAAUCCUUACCUAAAGGCUGCAUCUGGAAGAUAUUUCCCUCCUAUCGUAAAAAGAACCGCAGAUGAAGUCAGAAAUCAGAUUGAAGUGUGUUUCUUGGCUUUGUGAGGGUUUACUUGUUGUUGGGCAAUAUGACUGCCGUCUAUCAGGCUCGGUGCGCUUGAUGUAAAUUUGAUUAAGGACGUUGUCUGUAGUUCAACCUGUUUUAGGAGUUUAGAUCAACUUAUUUCUGCCCAGCUGGUGCACUCGACUCCAGAGGGAGUGAUUUAAAAUAAAACUUGAAAAUAACAAGAAACAGUACAGCCCAUAAGAUUUACAUUUUAAUUUGUUUGAAGUUAAAUCAGAAUAAAGCUGGGACUCGAAAGGCUAUAUCUAACAUUAUAUGGAUGUGUAUGUUAUAGGGCAGAACCAUCCCUCAAAUACAUUGAGUAACUUCAUAAAUACUUAAUUUUUAAAGCUCUAUAUCUCUGCUCCUGUUUGCUAUAUAAGCACACACAAGCAGCUGAGCGCUCUUCAUCUCUCAAUGUAUUAACAAUUUUUCCACAAACUUCAUCCCGAGAAACCUGUGGGAGAUUAAUGCUGAUGAACGCGGGCAUCACCUUUUUACCGCCUUUCUUGAAGUGAAGUUGAAGUUUGGGUGAAUUUUAAGUGAAAUGUUUCCCUGCAGCCUUUGCCCCACGUACUUGAAACCCUGACAGCUCUCAGAUCUCAGACAGCCUUAUGUUUUUAACUCUGCAGGGGGGUGUCCAGUCCUCUUAACUGGGGUGGUAACUGGGGCACUGACAUAGGUAGAGGGGGCCGAGUAUCUGUGCACACAGAUUAUUAUCAUUUACCCUCUUUGUCUCCAUGAUCUACUGUCACAACUGUCAUUAUUGUCACAGUAGAUAUCAUUUUCAUGUGUGUAGUUCAGUGAUGUUCUCCAAGUUCACUAGCCAAGUUUAGUUCAUUUUAGGUCUAAUGAUGUGACAAGGUAACCAUGUAUUAUAACUACCACUGGGAUAUCUGCAUUGUGACAGCAGAAAUGGCAAAAACCCAUUUGAAUGGAAAAAACAGCUUUCUUCUUUGAUUACUCGAUUAAUCAGCCGUUUAACUGAUAGAACUCUUAAACACUACAAUAUUUGAUCGCUGCAGCCUGAGUGCAUUAUAAUAUAUGAGAUUAGCCUCAUGUACGUUUAAUAGUAAGGUAAGUUUAGAGAAGGAAACACUGGCCCUGUAAGGAGCAGGCUGAAUGAAGAACAGAGCCUGUGGAGACGGUGACUGAAUGAAAGAGUUUUAAUUAAACAGCCAUUUGAGAUUGUAAUUUUCUUGUUUUAGCUUGUUAAACUGCUCAAACAUCCUUUGUGUGAGUCUUUCUGCUUUUCUCUCUCUUUUCAACAUGAACAAAUUCUUUGAUAAGCCGCACCGUCAGCACCAGGCAGCUGGUUACACACUGACUGGUAGCAUUUCAUUUCAAUCCACUUGAAGCAGCCUGGGGCCAAAAAUAACUUGUGAACUGUGUCUGCGUUUCCUCAGUCUGAUUAUUCUCUGUCGGCUUCAGGCGUCUGAGGGCGCCGGCUGAUGUAACCCAGCCGCAACACUCAUAAUGAUUGUACAAGAGAAUCCACAGCUAUCAGAAUAAUGUGGUUUGACACAGACUCUGCUCCUCUCUGUCAGCUUCCAAACCGAAAUACACGUUUGACUUCUCGGAGGAGGAGGCGGAGGCAGACGAAGAGGAGAACGGGGACGACGAUGUGGCUUCCUCUCCUGUGAGGUCUUUCAAAGACGACUUCUCUUCCUCUGUGACAAAGGAGAGCUACAACGACCUCAAUGACGAGGACGAGGACGACGAAGACUCCUUUUCUCCUUCAAAACAAAAGACCACGUAAGAUUCAAGCAGAAGUCAACAGUGGGGCUGCACAAUAUUUGGGAUAAAAACUCACAUCAUGCUAUCUCCACUUGCCUGUGGAUAUAAACACUGAAACACAUAAUAAGUAGGAAAUCAAACCAGAAAAAGGCAGCAUGUUUACAUCAAUGUUUAUCAGGACUGAGAAUGUUGAAGCGUUUAUCUGCACACUUAUGGUGAGUUAGUUCUUAGAGCCACCUAGAUAAGCAAGACAUGUCCAAAUGAGUCUGUGCAGAGUGGGAGAGAAUGACCAGUCUGGUCAUUAUAAACUGUUGUGAUGUUAAGGUACAAAACUUAAAGAUCAAAAAAACAGUUUCAUCAUCAGUAAUGAAGACAGGAUUAGCUGAGAAAUACAAGACGUACACAACAGAUGUAAUUUUUUAUUAAAGGGGAAAAACAAACAAAGGACAAAAAAACUUACUAAAUCACGAAGUUUAAUAUCUCCUCUGGCAUAAAUACAUCAUACGUUGACAUCUAUAUCAUGGCUCCAUGUAUUCAUCCUUUUUCAUGAAUUAAUUCAAAAUCCGUUGUGAAUAUUUCUGCCUUUAGAUAUGUGAAAUAUUCACGUACUGCAUAAUCAGACCACAUAACCCUUUUUCAACUCCGUAAGACGUAUUUCUGGCUAAAUUAAAAACAUAAAAUGGAUUGUGAAAAGCAUCAAAUGAUGGAUGUUGUAAUUAUUAAACUGUUAUGUCUUGUAAAAUGCCAAAAAAACAAAAACAAUAUUGCAACAUUGGCAUCUGUUUUGGUGGUUAAAGACCAACAGCUACUCCCAAAUCCUACUUGAGUUAUUUACAACAUGUGGAGCUGUGGUUUAUGCAUUAUAAUGAGGGGAUCACUCUCAAAGCUCAGUGAACACCUACGCUCUCUAGAUGAAGACGUGAGACAUCCAUUGUUUAUAUGAUAAUGUGUCUCAUUGAUAGUAAUAGUGGGCCAAACAUCUUCCAGGUCUCAUUACUGACAUCACACGUCCUGUGAUCCUAUGCACAUUGAACAUCACAAUUGCAGUAGUUAGAUGAUAUAUCGUGCAGCCCUCAUCAUGAAAUCACUGAGAUAUAUUGACAUUCAGGAUUGUGUGUAUGUUAAAGAGACAGUUUCAUGUGUUUUAUCACAGCUUACUAACCACUUCCUAACUUUCUCUGGUGUCUGUGUGAGCUCUCAGCCUGAAAUGUUAACUGUGUGUCCUUUUGUUGCAUGCUCAUCCUCUGUCUCAUCCUCAUUUCCUGUCACCUUUCAUCUGUCUGCAUUUUAAAUAAAGGCAAAAACGCUCCAAAAAAAAGCAAAAAGAAAAGAUGAAUAUAAGCUGUUUCUGCUUCUCUGAAGGUCCACGCCUGUAGCUAAAAAAAAAGAGACAACCAGCAUCUUCUCGUCCAAGUCAGCCUUCUCUGAAAAGAGCAAUGACAGCGGUGAGUAUGACUCUGUGUAGGUGUCAGUCACACUUGUCUACAAGUCUGUGACAUGUUGUGAAGUGUAGACCAAGUUCAUAUGUCGCCUUUUUGUGUGUUGUAGAUCAUAUUUUUUUGAGUUCACCAACAAUUUCAGUCUUUGUUUGGGUAAAAUUAAUCCUUCAUAGUCACAAAUUUGCUGCAUUUUUAAAGUUUUGUCAGUAAAGAACAAAGAAAAAUGGUUAAAAAAAAAACAGCACAACUUGGUCUUGAACCUGAGAGUUUUCACUCCAUUUCAUAAAACAACAAUGAAAACCUGCAUUUUUUUAACUUUUCAGAUGCUAUCCCUGGAUAAUUAUUAUUAGUUAUUACUCAUGCAUAUAGCUGUUGCUGCAGGAUUCAUUGAUGUCAUGGUAUUAAUCUUAAAAAUGCUUGUUUGCUGAAUUGAAGUACAGUGAGCAGAUUCUGGAUAUUGCAGAAUGUCCAUUAUAAGGUGAAAACAUGAAGAUAGCUCAUGGAUAAAUCAGUACAGUUCAUAAGUCCCCUGAGAUCAAGAUGAGUGCUUUUCUCCCGUCUGUACAAAUGCUGUUGGAGCAUCUUGUGUCAUUUAUGGAUGGCACAGACCCACGAAAGGUCUACUUGUCUUUUCACUUCAUAAUGUUUAUAUACUUUGUGGUAUCUGCCUUUGUCUUGAAUGCAUGGUUUCAACAUAAUAAGUAGAAAAUGUCAUUAUAAAUCGCGUCAUUUUUGUCAUGCACAACAAAACGAUUUACAGUUUGAGACACGCAAAGCCAUGUAGUGGGUCAGUUCUGUCAGACUGGGCCAAGCAGGUGUAUCUACGGUUGAAUUUUUAAACCCGACACACAUUUGUACAUUAAUUUUCUUAGUGCAUAUACAUAACAGUGAUAAAUGCAAUGCAACUUUAUAACUUCAGUAUGGAUGAUAAAAAGAUGAGCAAUUUUGCAGGAGUGAUGUGGGCACAUUUAAACUGCAGCACAAACCUCCACAGACUUUAAUCUGCAGUUUACUGUAUCUGAAUUUAAAGCAAAGGCGUGUACAGGCCUUAAAAUCUCAAACUGUUGAUAAUAAACAUUAAUUUCCCCAGAUACCGAAUCACAUCUGGCCUUCAACAUCACUUCAAACAGCAGCAAUUACACAAAUCUAAGAUGUUCUGCUCUAACAGAGCGCUAACACAGACUCCUGAGUCAUUGAAAGACACCAGAAAUGGCCGCUCCUACUCUGGAUUAUGUAUUAAAAAAACAACGAGGAACAGAUAUGAAAGCUGUAGUUAAAAAACACUAAAGCAUCUCUAAAACAAAUGUUACUCAAUGCCUGGUAUGCACAUGUCUAUAGGAUCAAAAUGAAAACCCAAACUGUUGAAAUAUUCACGCAGAGAGUGGACAGUGCAGCUGAACUUUGACCUGUGCUUUCCUUACAGAUGGGUCCAAAUCAGACAGUGAUGAAGACCGCGGCAUCUUCACAACUUACAGCUCGUUCAGCUUAUCGCCAGCAAAGAAAGGUAAUGACUCAUUGUGUUCAGCAGAGGGAGCAUUGCUAAGAGACACAGUUACAUUAUAGAAUCUGAGAAAAGGCAUGGACAAGACAUUUGGACCACCGGUUAUUUGAGGAUGCUCACCAGAGGAUAACCCCUUUGUUUGUAAACUUGAACCCUAUUCGAAAUUAUUUUUAUAUCAACAUGGCCAAGACGCAACAGACUCUUCAGGUGCUUAUUUUUACCAAAAGUAGACAGUAAUUGGACAUUGAGUAUUGUGUGGUGAAUUGAGGUACUUUAAAUUCUUUGAAUAAACAGCGUAACUGUAGCUAAAAGGUCUUUCUCACUGAACCAAUCACAGAAAAUUCAAACAAUCAGGCCUUGUUUAAAAGUAUGACCCAGUUUUAAAAAUGAAGUUGUUACACUUUGGGCCAAAGAUGCGGUUUGUGAUGCAUGAAAUAAAAGUUGUGUCUGAUGUCAUUUUGUCACACAAAACAUAGAAGAAAAGCUUAAAAUAUGACGAAUAAGAGGUGUUUAGUUUUACUGUUUCAGCCAUAUCAAUGCUUCUGCUUCUGUGUGAUCUGUUGCAGUUAAAACGCCGUCUGAUGCAGCUCCCAAACCCAAGAAAACACCAGCACCAAAAGCAAAGAAACCAGACAAAUCCAUCUGGGACUCUGACUCUGACGGCGGGUCCAAAAAGUCAACACCAGCUCUCAAAGGUGCAGCAGGGUUUCUUUACUUUUUACCUCCUUUAAAUGUAAGUCAGAUUUGAUUCCUGGUGGUGAACGUUCAUUUGUGUGCAGGUAAAGGUCGGGGGAGGAAGAGGAAGGGCUCUGACUCUGAGGAAGAUUACAGUCCAAUGAAGAAAGUUCCAAAACCAGCCAGCAAAGUGAGUAUCUGAGGGUUUCCAUUAGAGGAAGUGUCUGUCAUAUUUCUAUAAAAGCUACUUCAUAAACUUUCAAUUAUGCUCUCCCAUAGAGCUUCAGUGUCAACCUCAGUACUUACAUGAUUGUUCCCUGUGCAGAAACCUCAGAAAGCUCCGUCCGAUGAUGAGGAUGACAACAGCAACAGCCUGAGCAUGAGCAUGAUGAACACCUCAGCCCGUGACCGUGCAGGCCGAGCCAAGAAGGAAGUGAAAUACUUUGAUUCAGAUAACGACGAAGACGACGACAUGUUUAAUUAAAGCAGCCUGGUCACCUUCAGACACACUCCUCCUCCUCCUCCUCCUCUUUCUCUGUGUUCCUACAGACUUUUGUACAUUUCCUGUUCCAUUUUCUUUUCAUUAAUGGUGGCGUAUAAUGAUUUCUAAUGUGUAGGUGUUUUACACUUUUUAUUAUACAUAUACAGGUUUCUUUUUUUAUGCUCAUUGAAAUGUUCUGUAUUUGUCCGAAAGCGGCUUUUAGAAGUUUAGAUCGCUGUGCUUAAGCACAUUUUAAUUGUUAAAAUAAUAUGUAACUUUUUGAACAUGAAGUUGAAGUAAACAAUGAACUGUCCAUUUUGUUUCAGGUUCAUUUUUUUCAUCCCUCACUUCGUCUCUUUUAAACAAUCACUGUACUGAUAUCCCGUUAUUCAAGAAUAUUGAACCUUCCUGUAAGGAACUUUUAACUAGAUUUGAAAAAAUCUCUAAUUUCUGCUGAUGUCUCCCUGUCACCUGCAAUAGCAAAUGAGUGUGAAGAUCAGCUAUUUCUAUUCAGUGGAAACUGGGAAAACGGGAGACAGUGGUCCGGUCGGGACCACGGACGAAACGAUUUAAGGCACUCAGACCAGAGACAACACACGCCUUUUUUACGCUUUAAAAUGCUCUGAAAACGCGCACAUAACUGUCACUACACAAACAAUGACAAUGUCUUGCAGCAGGAGACUCCUGCAGACACCGAGUCAUGCUACAGCUGCAGCUACGGAGUGAAAAGCUCCUCCACACUGGAGACAGACAGGCAGAGCAGCUCUGUGUUACUAAACUCAGUAGUCCUGCUGAUCCACGUCUGUCUCACACACCACGGCCUGAUGUGCAAUCUAGAUAAGUGUCUGUACGACAAUACGCGCUAAAACACUACCGCUUUUGACCAUAGUGGCCGCCAAAAUCAACAGAAAAUGAAAACUCCGUCCAGCUGUAGUUUAGGAUCAUCAAUUCUGUGCACUUUGUCCACAGAGGGCGCCAAAAUUCAAACAACAUCUGGAAAGACCCAGACGUUGCUUAUAGUUAGAGCAUUUUUCAUGCAGUAGGUCAAAUCGAUUUAGAAAUACUUAAAAAUGUGAAGGGUAUGAACUGCAUGUGAAAAAUGUUUUGCUUGAUGGAUCUGAAAUACUUGUUAUUAAUUCCCUGUGAUCCAGCCUGAAUCCAGCCCUUAGUUUGGAUCAGAACAAUCCUGAUUUUAGAGAAAGUUAGUCCAGUCCUACUCAAAAGUUUUGAAUGCAAAUGCUUAAGUUCAAACCAAGAUUAGAAAUAAUUGAUUUAAUACAAUGUUGUAAUCCUUGUUAUUAUUAUUUUAUUUUUAUUCAAACUACCAUUUUUCAAGGUUUGGUCCAGUCUGACAUCUUUAAUCCGCUCAGUUCUCAUCCAGAACUGGGCCCUAGGUUUGGAAAACUUUAGAAUAAACACACUUGCAUUUUAAAAUAAAUAUAUUUUAUUACUUUGCCAGACAGUUCAUGGUAAAGUUAAACAGCAUAUGAACAUAAAAAGCAUAUGUUAAUGUACAAACAAAGACAAUAUUUAAAAUGGAGAGCUGAAACAGAUCAAAGCUCAAACCCCGGAGCAGCUCCUAAGGUCCAAUUCACCUUUAACCGGGCUGGGAGCAGGGGCUGAUGGGAAAAAUCCACUCCACCCCUUCCCCUGUCCACCCUCAUGUCUCUUAUUAACACGACUAUACAACACUGGAUGUGAUUGGUGGUGGAGUUUCUGAUGGAAAAAAGGCGACUGUGGACAGUUUUUGUGGUUUUUACCAAGAACACCUUCAGGACGGACAACAACAGAGCUGCAGGUGAUGAUUGAUUCUGAGGUUCACAGUCACAUUUUCAGGCUCCUUGAAUGAGGGUCAGACCGAUACAUGGGCCUCAUACUGGGAUAGGUUUACCUCUUAAGCUUUUCUGGUGGGUGAAUUGCACUGAGUUGACGUUUUGGGAGCCAAAAAUAAAACUGAGUCAGCCUUCCGCUUGAAAGUGUAAUCAAUGAUUAUAGCCAAAAGGCUGUAAAAAGCUGCAAGUAUUUACAGUGUUAUCAACAGGAUAUUUAUUUUUCAGAGAAUUCAUUGUGAAAUAGAAGUAUCAGCCAAAUACAGUUCCCUUAAAAAGUUUUGAUACUGAGUAAAAUUUUGAUCAAAGAAGCAAAUUUGAUGAUUUGCAAAUCCCAUAUAAGUUAUUUUCAUUAAGAAAACCAUCUGGAGGAGCAUCUCCAACUAAUGUGGUUCAUUUCCAACAUGACUGGGUAUAAAAAGGACAUUCAGAGAGGCCGAGUCUUUCUGAAGGACAAAUGAAGAGAGGUACACUGCUCUGUGAGAGCCUGCUUGAACUAACAGUUCAACGAUUUCAGAGUUCUUUCUGAUAGAACUGCAAAGAAUUUGGGGAAACCUGAGCGUUUUUAUUUUGAAUAAAACACAGAAUUUUCAAUCUCUGUGUCCGAUAUGUCGUCUUUGCUCGGUUUUCAAUCAAAUAAAAGGUUUAAAUAAUUAGAUUCUGCUUUGUUUACAAUUUUCACAAUGUCCCAACUUUUGAAAACUUUUGUAAAUUCAGAAAGUUUAAAUUAGUUAGUGUGACCAGGCCUUUAAAAACAUUAAACAUCCUCAAAAUACACUCUUGUUAAUGAUGUGACUACGAAGCCAUCAAAGGAGAUGACCAUCUUUAAAUAAUGAAUCUCAGAGUAUUGCCCACCCUUCCUCCCCUGAGUAUUAGAGUUUAAAACACGUUUUCCUAACAGCCAACAUUCAAGCAGACUCCCCCCUAACCCUUUCAAAUGUCGAAUCAUGAUUUAUGUUCUAUUCUUGCUGAUGUUAGCCAGAAAUAAACAAGGGCCUAUGUCCACUGACAGCCUUUUACACAAGGGGGCUGAUUUCCUCAAUAAAACCGUUACAGUGAAUCACUUCUAACAUCCUAAGCACAAAAACGCCCACUGCUUCUGUAAGUGUCCUUUCCUGCCUGUGAUUUUGGUUGUUAUUCCCAAAUAUAAACAAGGGCCUGUGUCCACUAACAGGGAUUUGUAUAGUGGAUGAAUGCUAGCAUCAAGUCAUCAAACAUAGGACUUUAACAUAGGAUACCGCUGUUUGAGUAAUGCCUCAGCCUGGCCAAGUAUGUGGUUAAAAUUGUUUGGUUUGGUUUAGGCACCACCACUGUAUAAUAUUAAUUAACACCAGUUUUCAGAAAGUGAGACCCUCUGAUGGAAAAAGCCCUAAAGGCUGACAAGUGCCAGCCAAUCACAGCACAGAGAGUAUUAUUAUAAACCAAAUUAUAGGAGAUAUAUGACACCAGCUGAAGCACUAAAGGAAAAUCUGAUUUAUUGAUUUUCUUUGACUGAGUAUUGGUGGAAAAUCUUGCCCUGAUAAAAUUGAAUAAUGUCUGUUCUGAAGCCCCGUAUCAGUCAAACCCUAGUUCAUUAGUCGACCUGUUUACCAGCCAGCCGUCGAUUGAUUGGGUUUGAUUGAUUGACAACAGCUGAUUGGCUCCCUGGCUGAGGAGCAGGAGGAGGAGGGAGCAGCUCUGUUGUUUGACAUGAAACAGGGAGAGAACAUAUCAAAGAUAUCUGCUGAGGUGACUUGGUCGUCCAUUUCUUCAAUUCGUGGGCUUUUCUGUCUCUAAAAUCAGACGUGUUUUGUGUGGAGCUCAGAUCAGCCCACAGAGUUCCAGCUCCUCUUUCUUUUUUUUCCCGUCUUGGAUGGGUUGAUGUUCCCAAGGACAAUAACAGAGCGUCUUUUUCCACAGAGCUGCCAAUUGGAAUGCAAAGCACACACCAUUUAUAUAACAUCUCUGCAGUGAGCUAGAUAGUAGAGUAUUACAGUUACGUCGGUACAACAUUCAACAGAAACGAACAAGAGUAAUUCAGCAUUGUGAAGCUGUUUCCUAAAGGAACAGAUAACAGACCCUGCGGCGGCCAGGCGUCCGAGGGUGGAGCCUGACGCUUCAGGGAUGGAUGUGGACAUUCUUCGGCUGUGAAGGUUUUCCAUCUUUAAGAACAAAAAACGAAAGAGAAAACACCAAGAUGCCUCCCUACAUCUCUCACCAGGAGAGCAAGACAGAGAGAGAACCCAGGGAGAGCAUUUCCUUAUGUUACAUUGAGAUAGAAGUAUUCCUUAACACUGCAUAUCAUUCUUCUGACAGACUCCAUGACAUUAUUCACAUUCAAACACGUUAAAACGAAAAACUGAAACACCUCUGGUUUCCCUUAUGAUAUGUAUUUCUGAGCAGGGAUGGGAUGCAGAUGGGUUUGUUAUUAUGUGCUGCUGAGACCCAGAAUCCGUCACUGCCCUAAAGGGGUGUCUAACUCGCAGACUUUGGAUCAAAUACAAGAAGCAGAGUGACUCAGUUCAGUCUGUUUGGCUGCAAAAACUGUCGAGUUUUCCAGACUCCAGGUAUGAGAGCCAAAAACAAGCAAACUAUUUUGUUUUUAUGUCAAGUUUAAAGGUACAGUGAGUAAUAUUUGGUGUUUUUUAGCAGAAGAGACUUAGUUUCUUGUCCUGGAAGGCCACCAUUGCUCUUCACUAUCAGGAGGGGUGAGCAAGGGGACAUUUUUCAGCAGAAUCUGACCACUAAAUAUCGCUACAUAUUUCCAUUUCCACACACUGCACCUUUAACUGACACAAUUAUGCAGCUUUAAACUUGAAGACGAUGCCAAACCGUCUUAAACCUGCAGUCUGGGUCAGGAUGUGUUUAAAACAGACAAAAGUAGGGUAGAGAUUGGGUAUGGCUGCUUUUUGUUAGACUGAUUUAUUCUUCUUUGACAGAAUGAAAGUGUAGCAUUGGAUUUUUUUCAACUACUUAUCCGAAUGUAGUUGCUUCUGCCCUUAAAAGAGCGAUAUAGCAACUCCCAAAAUGCCAAACUGGGGUCCGAUUCACAGAAGGGUUGAGCUGCUUUUGCACCCACUGGGAGGGUAAAAGGUACAGUCUAUUCAGAAUGCACAUGGAGAGGGUUAAAUGCACCAGAAACAGUGCUGCAGAAU
Molecule: messenger RNA, 31663 nt
Organism: Xyrichtys novacula (pearly razorfish)
Lineage: Eukaryota; Metazoa; Chordata; Actinopteri; Labriformes; Labridae
Source: the annotation of a GenBank genome assembly